Messenger RNA from Podospora pseudocomata, 1140 nucleotides. RefSeq lists its product as uncharacterized. The record is from RefSeq and is a predicted model, not a curated record. The coding region runs from base 1 to 1140 and encodes 379 amino acids. The transcript has a single exon. NCBI's taxonomy places the organism in Eukaryota, Fungi, Ascomycota, Sordariomycetes, Sordariales, Podosporaceae.
AUGACGAUGGCAUCUCCCGCAAGACCAGCCCCGGAAGAGCUGGUCACAGUCAUCAUCACAACCUCUCCCACGCCUUCUGCGCCAUCCACCGAGCUCUUGGAGCAGAUUGCCGCCUCUUUCAGAAAGCACUGCGCCUCUCUCAUUCACUGCCGUGUCAUUGUCGUCCUCGACACCUACGAUCACGUCAGUAAGAAGCCGCGACUGAAAAAGGGCCAUGUCACACCUGACAGCGCGGCAAAGUAUGCCGACUACAAGGCCAACGCCAAGAGGCUCAUUCUCAAGGAGUACUCCUCUACCGAACGGCCCUACGGCACUGGGGAUUUGGUCAAGGCGCAGGAGAAGGCCGAGUUUGGGUCCGGGGCGGCAGCUUAUGCGUCGCAGGACAAUGCGGUGGUGAUGAACAUCACGACAACCAAAGACGGGCGCGUCACGUUUGUUGAGCCGGUGCAGCGGUUGGGAUUUGGGCUGGCGGUUCGGUCGGCGUUGAGGAUGACGGUUACGCCGUAUGUCUGGAUUCAGCAGCAUGACUGGGCGCUGGUGACGGACAUUCCUCUUGGGCCGCUGUUGCAGAUCAUGCAGCAGCACAAGGCCCCGCCUUCAGCAGAGCAGGAGGACAAAGAGAAUAACGAAAUAUUGCCGGAAGCUGUUCGACCUCCGGUUGAAUAUGUCUGCUUCCCGUCGAUACGGAUGAUGGAGUACGCCACCUCAGACCACGUCAUGCUCUACCCUGCUCUUCGCGCGUUGACCCAGCUUCACAAACAAAACUUUACCGUUCAGUCGGAGUCGGAGGACGGGACAGCCGUCAUCUCGAGGGUUCCUCUCACGCCUCUGUUUCUCUGGCACGACAAGCCACACCUAGCCUCCACCAGCCACUACCUCAACCAAGUCUUUUACAGCCGAAUCGCCAUCCAGAGGGGCGCCUUCAUCGAGGACACCGUCGGUCAUCUGGCAAGGGACGAGAUGAAGCAAGGAAAAUGGAACAAGUGGGCUUGUUGGCUGUAUUACCCGGACGAAGGGAAGCAUCUGUGUCUCCGGCACCUCAAAGGGAGGACAUGGCGGGGUAUCGAGGCCGAACUAGCGGCCAAGCUGGAGUACAUGCGGUUGAACGGCUUGGACGUCAACGUACAAGUGCCCAAUUGA